Messenger RNA from Bolinopsis microptera, 2110 nucleotides. Its product is annotated as cation channel sperm-associated protein 3-like. The transcript is spliced from 7 exons. NCBI's taxonomy places the organism in Eukaryota, Metazoa, Ctenophora, Tentaculata, Lobata, Bolinopsidae. The record is from RefSeq and is a predicted model, not a curated record. Gene Ontology annotation, molecular function: voltage-gated calcium channel activity. Bases 112 to 1836 code for a protein of 574 amino acids. Gene Ontology annotation, biological process: flagellated sperm motility; transmembrane transport; sodium ion transport. Gene Ontology annotation, cellular component: acrosomal vesicle; membrane; CatSper complex.
AGAAAAAUCGCUCACUAUUAAAAUCAUCCUAGGUAUCACAUGGUCACUGCACUGGAUCUGAAAAGAUCUCAUGGCAUAGCACAAUCACUUCACGAUGGUUCAUUGUAAAUCAUGGAUAACAGACCCCUACAAACCAAACAAAACACCUCCUCUGCGUCCCCCACACUCGACCUCUCCACUCACACACCCACUCUAGUGUCUCCCAGAACACUGCCCUCUGAAACUUUACCUCCUAACACAUCCCCUCUAGUUUCAGAGCAUUUGAAGCAAAUUAGAGAGAAUGACACUGUUCUUACACCGAUACACACAACAAAGUCGUGUUUGACGGACGAGGAGCUGGAUAGUUACCCUGUGGAACCCCAAGCAGUAAAUCUUCCUACAGUCAGAUUUCGUCACGAUUCAAUUCCACCCGUUAAAACUAGGAGGCAGACUCUUACGGAGUUAUUCAACAGCAAUGUUUCACAGUCUGUGGAGGAAAUUAUGGCAGCAAGGAAGGAGAUUAGUGCACAUAUUCUAAUGGCUGAAAGUAAUGCAAUACGCAACCAAGAUCAUUCGUUUCGGUACUUUGCUCUCAAAAUGACUCAUUCAAAGCCCUUCAAUCGAUUGAUGUUGUUCGUGAUCCUGGUCAACGUUAUGAGUAUUGCCUUUCAGAACGAAACUACUGAUAUUUACAAAUAUUAUGAGUUGUUUGCGAUGUUAAGCGACAUCUUCACAGCUAUCUACACGUUUGAGUUUGCCAUCAAGUUCUACGCGGACAGGUCACGCUACUGGUUGUCCUUAUACAACAUUUUUGACUUCUCAAUUCUAAUCCUCGCUUACGUUGACGUGUUAUUGGCUUCCACGUCUGCUCAGGGCAACAACAAACUAGCCAGUGCCAUGAGAUCACUGAGAGCUUUCCGAGCACUAAAGAUCGUGAACUUUCUACCGGGGGUCCAGGUUAUAGCCUCUGCACUGGUAAAAACUCUCAAAGAGCUAAUUGUUGACGUGAUUCUCCUGCUCAUUUUGCUGCUCUUCGCGUUCGGUGUUAUGGGAUUUUACUUCUUCGGGUACGGCGCUGUAAACGAGCGGAUCCUAGAAACGUGGGGGAGUCUAUCGGCAGUGUUCCUGACACUAUUCACCGUGGUCACAGCAGACAGCUGGUGGAAAUUCAUCGAGGAACUGGUUUACGAGGGUGGUCACUCUCUCGCAUACUCUCGCGCUUACAUUGUUACAUUCCUCUUCUUCGGGCAUUUCAUCACGGCUAACUUGUUCAUUGCUGUUAUCAUCACUAAUAUUCAGAGUUCUUCUAAUGAUUUCAAGGCUAAGGAGGAGAUGGAGAGAGGGAUUCUUGUUCACGAUAGAAAGAAAGAAUAUUGGAAGAGGUCAAGGAGAGAGGUCAAGCGGUUGAUGAGCAAUACUAGAUUUAUAAACGGUGAAUGUAAUUUCAACGAAGUAGCAACAGAUUUCUACUACUCUCUUCAAAAACGAGAUUUUGUGGUGAAGAGCGACUUGAAAACUAAUAUCCUGUGGAUGGAUACUGUUUGUAAAGAGUUGUCCAGGUCGAUAAAGAGUAAUCGGAAGUGUCUCUAUUUGCAACGAAGCAUGGUAGAAUCUAUUGCCCCCGUUUGCAGUCUUAGUGAAGUGGACCGAAGAAAAGUCAGUAUUACAACAGAUAUGCGAUACGUUGUCAAGCACAAACUGACCGGACUGGAGUAUCUAACACGAACAUUCUCAACGGGAGGGAAAACACGCAAAAGUAGCACUAUCAGUAUGAAAAGAAAUGAUAAUUUGAAUGCUCCCAAUAAAUUGAAUGCUCCCAGACUUUCAAUAUUUCGGAGAAAAUCAAAGUUAGGUUAGGAAUCGUUGUUCGGGCUCAUUUCAAAGGGUUUAUUGACAGAGUCUCAAUAUUGCAGUUUUAUCCAGCUCAACUUCUGUGUAUAAUGAGAAAAUAACAAUAAAACGAAAUGCUUCAAUUCUAUCAUUUUUUGCUAGUAAUUCAACGUUUUGAUUAACUCUAAUAUUGAAUUCAAGAGAUAGAGUCCUAGCUAGUAGAGGGUUAGUAUUACAUUUUUGAUAAUGGAUGUCGAAUAGCUUAUGUAAUAUAAGUUUAUGUUAAUAUUAAUAUUAUUUA